UUUUUUUUUGUCUCUCUUUCUCCUAUGUCAUACUCUUUGGGCUUUCUUCUGCCGUUCUCUUAUAGAACUAUUCGCAAUAAUAAAAAGAACUUACUGCCAGUGUAUACUCGUUUUUAUCAAACUGGAGUGUUACGUAAAACAAACAUACUUCCUGACAAAGUCUGUCUUCAACUGUCAAAAGACCAGUAUGACAAAAGCGAGAAGCACACUGAGCUUGUCAAGGCACGUCGAGAAAGUGAUAUAUUACAAGUACCCGGAAGCACUUAUGGUGGAUUAUACAACUUGACAUGGGGUCUUCCACCGAGAAAUGUAUUGAUCAUUAAAAAACCUAAUGACCUAAAGACAGAAAAGGCACUUGUCAAAGUUGCAAAUUGGCUUCAUCAGACAAAGCCUGAAUUAAACAUCAUUGUUGAACCAGACGUAGCAGAGAAAUUCCAAGCAGAACUUCCUUUUGUGCAUGUGAUUGAGAAGAGCAAAACUCAAGAAUAUACACGCACUGUGGAUUUUGCAAUCACAUUAGGCGGUGAUGGCACCAUGUUACAUUUGGCUUCCUUGUUUCCUAAGGCUGCUCCGCCUGUAGUGAGUUUUUCGCUCGGCACACUAUGCUUUUUGAUGUCAUACAACUUUGACAGAUAUCAGCAUGUAUUAAACGACAUGAUUGCUGGUAACGUUGGUUUAAUGAUGCGCAUGCGUCUCUUUUGUUCACUUCAUCAACAAAAUGGGAAGCGUAUUGAAAUUGAUGGGACAGAAGUAGAUGAUCGACAAGCCAUGAAUGAAGUGUCACUUCAUCGAGGCAGAUCUCCUCAUCUCACGGCCGUAAACUGCUUAGUGGAUGGACACCAUUUGACUGAAUGUGUGGCAGAUGGUUUGAUUGUUGCUACACCGACAGGAUCUACGGCUUAUUCUUUGUCUGCUGGUGGACCUAUUGUUCAUCCUAGUGUACAGAGUUUACUUUUGACUCCAAUUUGUCCUCGAUCUCUGUCAUUUAGAACUGUAUUAUUGCCACCAAGCUCAACCAUAGAAUUAAAAAUUGGAGAAAAAAGUCAAAGUGAAGUUGAAGUGUCGAUUGAUGGUCAAGAAAUCUUUAUGCUGCAUAAAGGGGAAUAUGUCAAAGUAAGUGUCAUUGAAUAAAAUCAAAAACUAAUAUUUAGGUUCGUAUGUCCAAAUACCCCAUUCCAUGCGUAACGCAUAUCAAUGACGAUGCAAGAUGGGAGAACGACAUCAAUGAUUUAUUGAAAUGGAAUCAAACCUUUGGAUCAAAUCAAUAAAAUAAAAGCUAAU
Messenger RNA from Gilbertella persicaria, 1281 nucleotides. RefSeq names its product ATP-NAD kinase-like domain-containing protein. Gene Ontology annotation, biological process: NADP+ biosynthetic process; NAD+ metabolic process. The transcript is spliced from 6 exons. Bases 25 to 1131 code for a protein of 368 amino acids. NCBI's taxonomy places the organism in Eukaryota, Fungi, Mucoromycota, Mucoromycetes, Mucorales, Choanephoraceae. The record is from RefSeq and is a predicted model, not a curated record. Gene Ontology annotation, molecular function: NAD+ kinase activity.